Messenger RNA from Xiphophorus couchianus (Monterrey platyfish), 2848 nucleotides. RefSeq names its product N-acetyllactosaminide beta-1,3-N-acetylglucosaminyltransferase 2-like. The coding region runs from base 987 to 2189 and encodes 400 amino acids. The transcript has 4 exons. Gene Ontology annotation, cellular component: Golgi membrane. NCBI's taxonomy places the organism in Eukaryota, Metazoa, Chordata, Actinopteri, Cyprinodontiformes, Poeciliidae. Gene Ontology annotation, molecular function: UDP-glycosyltransferase activity; hexosyltransferase activity. The record is from RefSeq and is a predicted model, not a curated record. Gene Ontology annotation, biological process: poly-N-acetyllactosamine biosynthetic process; protein O-linked glycosylation.
CUUAUCAAUUAUUUAUGAGUAGGAAAGAAAAACCUAUAAACCUGCACAGUGCCACAGUGUUUGUGUAACACUUCCUCUGUGACAGAAAACCUAUUAAAGCAACAGUUUCGUUUUUUUUACCAGGAUUGAAUCUGAACGGUACUUUUAAGCUAUUUACUACUGUACCUAACAGAUGUUUUUUUUUUUUUGUCAAAUAAACACAGUUAGUACACAAUCAUUUAUUACCGGAUUAAACAAGUGUAGUUAAACAAAGUUGUGUUUAUUUUCAACAUAUUUCUCUGAAACGUUUUAGGAUAUCGGUCAGGUUACACCAGAGUAGAUCACAGAACUGUACGUAUGUAUCAUAUCUGACAAGCAAUAAACAGCUCCUGCAAUAAAAUCAUAAGAUUUUAAAAGCUAGGCUGUGUGAACUUUGUUCAGAGCACCCUAUUGUUUUUACCAGUCAUUAUCCAACAUCAGAUUGAUUUAGUAAUAAAUAAGAAAUAGUUAUAUUUCUGGGAGUAUAUCUUAUCUGAGCUUUUCUUUGACUUGAAAAACUUUGUGAGAUUUAGGGAUAUUUGCUUUUUUCCCCCUGUGAUUGCCCUUUAUUAACCCUAAUGAUAGGGAUAAGGUUGCAACAUGUCCUCCCGCUUGUUGCUGAUUGAGUUGAGGGUAAAGUCUGCUUUUGCCGUCUGUGUACGGUCUGACCCACUGAGGCCUGUGAUGGUUUGAUAAGAUUUCCAGAGGUGACUGACAUAGAGUUUAUUAUCCGAUUUGGAUUACUCACCAUCCGGAUCUACAGAACGCACCGGCCGGUCCGGAGGUGGAAUUGGGUCUGCGCCGAAGGAAGGCUAAGGAACCAACCACAGUUUGAAUUCCUGAUGGCUGCAGAAAAAACAGAAACAAGCUUCUCCUCACUGCAGAGCAUUCAUGUGAAACCGGGGGUAAUGUGAGUGACACCCACAACCAGCAAGCUGUCAGCCUAUUCAGAGAUUCACGGUGCACACAUGCCAUUGGGCCGGAAGAAAGGAAAGGCCCUUUGCAUGUUGAUGAUGAUCAACAUCUUGAUCUGUGUUCUGGUGGGCGUUUCGUGGAAACUUGGGCAUAAAGGCGAUCCGAAGGGGAUUCGGAUUCCAUCCAAGAGGUUCUGGGGCCGAACGUUAAUGAGCAAAUCCUUCUGGAACAAGGAACAGCAGCGCUUGGACGUGAUUAACAACCCGCUUAUCAACUCUGAACUCUUUGGAGGCUCCUUCAUUGCUCUGCCGGAUUGGCUUAAUGAUACCGGACCUCUUGACCCAUGUGAAGCGGAUUACCGGGUCGCAAGGCAGGUUUUGGACUACAACAUUCUACCAAAGCGGUUCCAGGACUUUCUUUUACACAUGCGCUGUAGGAUGUAUCCGAUGCUGAUAAACCAGCCCCACGUCUGCGAUGAAAAACCCUUCCUUCUGCUGGUGGUCAAGUCACUGAUGCCGCAUUUCGACCGGCGCCAGGCCAUUCGCCAGACAUGGGGACACGCUGGCUUCUUAGCCAAUCGGAGUGUGGUGACAGUGUUCCUGCUUGGCAGAACUUCAUCUGUGGACAACUUCCCCGACCUGCAGGAGAUGCUAAACCAUGAGGCAAAGCUUCACAAAGACCUGCUGCAGUGGGACUACAGGGACACAUUCUUCAACCUCACCCUUAAAGAAGUCCUUUUUCUAGAAUGGUUCAGCACGCACUGUCCUCACGCUCAGUAUAUUCUCAAGGGUGACGACGACGUCUUUGUUAACACCUUACAAAUCAUUGACUUCCUGGAAGGCUUGUCUGAGGGCAAAGGCAAAGAUUUGUUCAUAGGUGAUGUUAUCAAGAAUGCAGGUCCCCACAGAAACAGAAAACUGAAGUAUUUUAUCCCUGAGAGUGUAUUUGUGGGGCAGUACCCACCCUACGCUGGCGGUGGAGGCUACCUGCUCUCUGGGGAUUUAGCAAUACGUCUUUCCAACAUUUCUCAGGAGGUGGUCUUGUAUCCCAUUGAUGAUGUCUACACUGGGAUGUGUCUGGAGAAGCUGGGCCUGGUGCCUAAAAAGCACCCAGGAUUUAGGACGUUUGACAUUGAAGAGAAGUACAGGGACAACCCAUGCAUCUACAGAAGCCUGAUGCUGGUUCACAGUCGAACACCACAGGAGAUGCUGGAGAUCUGGCCGUGGAUUACUCACCCUGAGCUGAGCUGCCAGUGACCUGUUUCAACUGGUUUUAAAGUUGUCAGAUAAUCUGCUUCAUUUUAUUGAGUAUUUUAAAUAUGUUUUUACAUAUUUGUUAAAAUGGUCACUAUGCACUGAAAUUAUGAGAUAAUCUGAGAAAAAAUGUUUCCUUCUCCCAGUGCUCCCAGUUCUUGAUGCACAAAUACACAGCUCCAUCAGAAAUAACCAAUCACAGCCAGGAGGAGGGUCUUACUGCUGUCAAUCAUCCUCAUAUAUGAGCUGCACUCACUCUCCCCCUUUCUCUCUGCUACCACAAAGGAGCAUAAUUGGUUAUGCUAACUAUGCUAAUUAGCAUAGCCAAGCAGUUUUUCUGUAACUGUAAGUUAUUUCUCCAAUAUUAGCACACUUAACAGAACGUACAUGAGGAUGAUUGACAGCGCUAAGAUACUCCUCCUGGCUCUGAUUGGUUGUUUUUGACCAGAAACUGUGCUGAUGGUGAUUUUAGCUUAGAGAAGAGAUGGAAGAAAUUGAUCUUUUCACAGACUAUCCGUUAUGCUGUACUGUCACGACAGCUUUAACAAAUAUGUAAAAAAGCAUAUUUUUGCAAAAGAUACAAAAUGCAGCUUUAAAGUAAUUAUACUAUUUUAUUGAUUUAAAUAGGUGUAUUUCAUUAAAGUACAAGAAUUAAAAUGUUA